AAUCCUGGCUAAGGUUUACAACGCGGUGAGACUUCCGAGACGGGUCCGACUAAUUCCUCUACGGAGACGAGCUUGUGGUGACUACAACAUCAAUAAUCAUAGAUCAGCAAGAAAAAGAAGAUACACUCAACUAUGACAAUAAAGUGAACUGCUCUUUCUAUUUUAAAAUUGGUGCCUGUCGUCAUGGAGACCGAUGCUCUAGGCUGCAUAAUAAGCCUACAUUCAGCCAGACAAUUGCCCUGCUCAACAUUUAUCGUAACCCUCAAAACAGUGUGCAAUCUGCUGAUGGCAUGACCUGUGCCAUUACUGAUAUGGAGAUGCAGGAGCACUAUGAUGAGUUCUUUGAGGAGGUCUUCACAGAAAUGGAAGAAAAGUAUGGUGAAGUUGAAGAGAUGAAUGUAUGCGACAACCUCGGGGACCAUUUAGUUGGAAAUGUCUAUGUGAAAUUUCGCUAUGAAGAAGAUGCUGAGAAGGCUGUCAUAGAUCUCAAUAACCGCUGGUUUAAUGGUCAGCCUAUUCAUGCAGAGCUCUCUCCGGUCACAGAUUUCAGAGAGGCUUGCUGCCGCCAGUAUGAGAUGGGAGAGUGCACUCGUGGUGGCUUUUGCAAUUUCAUGCACCUGAAGCCUAUUUCAAGAGAGCUAAGAAGAGAGCUCUAUGGACGUCGAAGAAAAAACCGUCACAGGUCUCGCUCGCGGUCCCGGGAAAGACGGUCCCGCUCGAGGGACAGGGGCAGAGGAGGUGGAGGAGGCGGAGGAGGUGGAGGAGGUGGAGGCCGUGACCAUGACCGUCGUCGCUCUAGAGACAGGGAGCGCUCUGGGAGGUUUUGAUCUAUAACCACCAAUAACUGUGCUCCUGUCUGACUCUGUAGCCAUAGUGUUUUGUUUUUUUAAGUUUAUACUUGUCUGAGCUUAAUUUGGACUGAUUGAACAUUGUCUGCUUGAAAUAGUGUAAUAAAUGUAUUACUUUUUUCUUAAAACCUGAAAACAAAAUAUUGUUGUCAUUAAAGAUUUUUACUAAAUAUAA
Molecule: messenger RNA, 1023 nt
Organism: Periophthalmus magnuspinnatus
Lineage: Eukaryota; Metazoa; Chordata; Actinopteri; Gobiiformes; Gobiidae
Gene: u2af1
Product: U2 small nuclear RNA auxiliary factor 1
Exons: 8
Coding region: 291-827 (178 amino acids)
Biological process (GO): mRNA splicing, via spliceosome
Cellular component (GO): U2AF complex; spliceosomal complex
Molecular function (GO): pre-mRNA 3'-splice site binding; metal ion binding
Source: RefSeq, a predicted model, not a curated record